This is a messenger RNA of Spodoptera litura, 1186 nucleotides long. RefSeq lists its product as uncharacterized. Gene Ontology annotation, molecular function: serine hydrolase activity; lipase activity. The record is from RefSeq and is a predicted model, not a curated record. Gene Ontology annotation, biological process: lipid catabolic process. Lineage: Eukaryota; Metazoa; Arthropoda; Insecta; Lepidoptera; Noctuidae.
GUGAGGUGACGGUUGAUCAAGCAACAUGUUGAAGUUACUAAUUUUUUUGGCUGCGGUGGCAGUUUGUCUCGGACAGUGGCAGAACAUUAGAGUAAAUUACACCCUGUUCACAAGGAAUGACCCAACCGAUGGUCAGGAUAUGACAGAAUCCAUACCAGAUGAUUUCUAUGAUGAGGAAAAUACAAUAUUCCUAAUACACGGUUACGCGGGCAAUACAGUGAAUAGGUUCAAUAAAUUAGUCCGGGAUGAUAUUUUCAGAAACACUACAAAUCACUAUAACGUUAUUGUUGUUGACUGGACAGCAGAAGCGAGUUUUAGUUACACACAUGCAAGGAAUAAUGUACCUAAUGUUGCUAGGAACUUAGCCAGUUUUAUACAAAGGUUAACAACUACGGGAAAAUUUUCAAAAUUAAGAUCAGGUACUCGUAUUUAUAAUGAAGCCAGUAGAGUACUAGGACAGUCAGCAGGACCAACAGAAGAUCCUACAACAACAUCAGAAGCUACAACAACAACAACACCAGAACCUACAACAACAACAACAGAACCUACAACAACAGAAACUCCAACAACAACAACAACAACAUCAGAUCCUACAACAACAACAACUGAAGGAUUUGCAACAGAGGGUUUCGAACUGCCGGGUAAUGAAGCAAACGUAGAACUUUUUCAUUUGGUUGGGUUUGACCUUGGAGCACACGUUGCUGGUAUAGCUGGUAGAAUUCUUCAGGAAGACUCUCAAUUGGUUGGUAGAAUCACUGGUUUGAACCCAUCAGGACGUCAGUGGGGCACAGGUUCCGAGCGCUUGAAACGAGGUGAUGCCAGAUACGUUGAAGUGAUUCAUACGGAUACUUUAGGCGUCCUUGCCAAUGGUAUCGGAGAUCCCAUUGGUGACAUAAACUUUUACGCUAAUGGAGGAAAUAAUCAACCAGGCUGCCUCACACACUCCUGUUGCCAUGACCGCGCUUUCGAGCUUUUCGCAGCAUCAAUGAUCAACCCCAAUUUAAAGGGACGUGCAUGUACUACACAAACACAAAUGAACCUUAAUUUAUGUCGUGGAGAAGAUUUGCAUUUAGGUGGCACUCGUUUAUCAAAGAAUGGUGCGUUCGUCUACAGGAUCAAUACAUCAAGAAGAUAUCCGUUCUGAAAAAUUAAUGAUUAAAGACUAAUAAAUGUAUUUAAGAAGCGA